ACCAUCCGACAAACAAAACACGACCAUGAUUCCCCUUUUUCGGCUUCUUUUGUAUUUUCUCCCCGACAGUUCAAGCUGGAGCCCAACAAUCUCCAUGCCCGUCGAUCAUUGGGGAAAAGAAUAGAAAUGGAGAAGAUGGCAUCGAGAAAGCGAGUUGUUUUAGUUCCAUACCCUUUCCAGGGACACAUAACACCCAUGCUUCAGCUGGGCUCAGUCCUCGAUUCCCAUGGCUUCUCCAUCACAGUCCUCCAAACAAACUUCAACUCUCCGGAUCCUUCUGACCACCCUUCCUUCACUUUCUUGCCAUUGGCCGACGGCUUAGAGGGCUACGAUAUCUCCUUCUACAACCUUCUGAAUGCGAUGGCGGAAAUGAACAAGAACUGCGAGGCCCCAUUUGAAGAACACAUGACUCGGAUGCUGGAAGAAGAAGAUCGUGGAGAGGUAGCGUGUAUAAUCUAUGAUUCCAUCAUGAGGUUUGUGGAUAUUGUGGCCCCUAGGCUAAAGGUUCCGACUAUCGUGCUUAGAACAAAUUCUGCUGCUUAUAUGCACUCCCAAAUAAUCAUGCUCCAUCUUCUGCAGCAAAAGUUUAUUCCUUUGCCAGAGUCUGAACUGCAUGUUAUGGUGCCGGAGGCGUAUCCUCUCAGAUAUAAGGAUCUUCCGAUGCCGGCAUCUCAAGAACUCCCGGAACCCGUGGUAGAGUUUCUCCAGGCCUACACGAAUGUGCAGUCGGAUGCAGCAGUCAUCUGGAACACCGUGGAGUCACUCGACCGUUGGCCGUUGCAGCAGCUGAAGCAGCGUUGGUCCGUUCCCUUCUUUCCCAUCGGCCCUUUACACAAAAUAGCGCAACCGUCGCAGACCAGCUUGAUCGAAGAGGACAACGCCUGCUUGUCAUGGCUGGACAAACAAUCUCCCAAUUCUGUUCUGUUUGUGAGCUUAGGCAGCUUAGCUGUAGUAGAUGAAGAGGAGCUGAUCGAUAUGGCUUGGGGGAUCGCCAAAAGCGAGCAGCCAUUCUUGUGGGUGCUGCGUCCGACUUUAUUAAAUGGAUCCGAUCCGAUCAAAUCCCUGCCUCAAGAAUUCAAGGAAAUGACACGCGAAAGAGGGUGCAUGGUUAAGUGGGCGCCGCAGAAGAAGGUUCUAGCGCACACUGCAGUGGGAGGCUUCCUCACGCACUGCGGCUGGAAUUCGACAUUGGAAGGUAUCUGCGAAGGGGUCCCGUUGAUAUGCAGGCCUAGCUUCGCAGACCAGAUGGUGAACUCGAGGUACUCGACACACGAGUGGAAGGUUGGGAUUGAGGUUGAGGUCAGGACUGGGGAUGGUUAUGAGAGAGCUGUUAGGACAUUAAUGGCGAGUGAGGAAAGUAAAAUGAUGAAACAGAGAGCAGUCAAGCUGAAGCAGGAAAUAGAGCAGUCCAUCAAUGGAGGAGCCUCCCAUGAAUCCCUUGCCUGCCUUGUAGAAUUCAUUACUUCCUUAACUGUAGGAAGAAAAUAGCAACAAUGUCUAUUCAUUAUGCUUGAAGAAUAAGACCAUAUUAUGUGAUACAAUUGGUUACUGUCAUCGAAACUUUGCAGAACAGCAUCAGCUGAUUGAGUGUUUAUUUAAUGAGAAGAAAUGG
Molecule: messenger RNA, 1612 nt
Organism: Andrographis paniculata
Lineage: Eukaryota; Viridiplantae; Streptophyta; Magnoliopsida; Lamiales; Acanthaceae
Product: UDP-glucose iridoid glucosyltransferase-like
Exons: 3
Coding region: 127-1488 (453 amino acids)
Molecular function (GO): UDP-glycosyltransferase activity
Source: RefSeq, a predicted model, not a curated record